Ostreococcus tauri is the source of this 1470-nucleotide messenger RNA. Its product is annotated as unnamed product. The record is from RefSeq and is a predicted model, not a curated record. The transcript has a single exon. The coding region runs from base 1 to 1470 and encodes 489 amino acids. NCBI's taxonomy places the organism in Eukaryota, Viridiplantae, Chlorophyta, Mamiellophyceae, Mamiellales, Bathycoccaceae.
AUGCGCGACCGUCGUCCGCGCGCGCGUCCCGUCAAGAGCGCGCUCGGGCGAUGUAUAUUGCCCGUGUGCGUCUUCUUCGCUCUCUUUUGGCUCUCGCGCGCGUCGUCAGAGACGGAGACGGGGACGAUUACGGCGUCGGGCGCAUCGUUAUCGAAAUCUUCGACAUCGACACAGAAGCGCGACGCUGGAUCGUGUGACGUUCAUGCGCCGACGCGGUUGAGACAGCGCGAGCGCAGGGAACGUUUAUUCGGAUGGGGUCGAGCACAGGGCGCUCUGCGCCUUCUUCGAGGGGACGGCAUUGAGAUCAAGUUGCGCAACGCGGGAAGAAGCGCGGGACGAGGCGCGGUGAAUAGACUGGAUAAAUACGGAUUCUUCGUCACGGAUCCGGUCCUGAGCGAGAGCGAGGCGGACAUCACAAGAGCGCAUCUAUUGGAUCUGUUGCGAUCUUCGAAGACGUACGCGGAAGAUGAAGGAUGUCUGGGAGAUUUGGCGGACUGCACGGAGCGGUUCGAUUUGUCGCUUCGUCUCACGAAGACGGUUACGCGAGCGGUGAACUCAAUCGUGUCCAAGCUCAAGCCGGCGCUCGUGGAGAUAUUCGAUAGUGAAGAUGCCGAGCUCGUGGAGUUGAGUGCGCUCAUCACGUGCGCUGGUUCGCCGGAGCAGCGCGUGCACAGCGACGCGGAUAGCAUUGGAAAUGGCGACCGUCUCAUCAGCGUGUUCGUCUCGCUCCAGGACACGACGGCCGAUUUGGGACCGACGAACGUAUUUUUCAACUCACCGAAUCCCAUUACCGACUUUGAUUAUUUCUCGGCGUCACAAAUGUUAAGGCGCGUCGCCGAGGAACUGAACAAUACGGAUACGAUUCGCGAACAUGGAUUGGGAGACUUGUACAUAAAUGCGACUGGAAUGCUUGACAUCACGAGCGAAGAGGGCGUAACCAAAGCAGAACUCGAUUUCUUCAACGCACAUGUCCGCGUCGAUGAGACAGAUAACACGAUCGCAUUCUAUCCGCCAUGGAGUGAUGCGGCGAGUGAUCGCCUUAUCUUGGGCGUCGUCGGGGCCACGCGCCAGGGGUCAGCGUUAGUGUAUGAUUCCAGAACAAGUCACAGGGGAGGGCGAAACACGCGCGGCGCGCGCGUGCAGCUUAUGUUUAGUUUUCAGUCCAAACGCGCGUUAAUUUCUGGAUCGACGUUCACGAUGCGCCGCCGGUAUCAGAGGGUCGAGCGAUUGCCAUUAACUCUCAUACAGCGCGCCACAAUGCGAGCUUUUGGGCAAGAGUUCAAAACGAGUCCCAAAGCUGGCGCCUGGACGCUUCGAACCGGUGGUAAGAUUCGUCUGCGGGACUUCCCCUUGCGCCCCGACGCGAGCGAUAGAGAGCGUGAAUGGGUCAACGAAGACCUCGUGCGCUCCACGAACAACGAGCGAGACUUUGACGUAGACGGUCUGCAUCUUGACGGCGCGGAUAUUUAG